Molecule: messenger RNA, 1479 nt
Organism: Aspergillus saccharolyticus JOP 1030-1
Lineage: Eukaryota; Fungi; Ascomycota; Eurotiomycetes; Eurotiales; Aspergillaceae
Product: phosphatidylinositol-3,5-bisphosphate binding protein HSV2
Exons: 5
Coding region: 68-1156 (362 amino acids)
Biological process (GO): nucleophagy; autophagy of mitochondrion; protein localization to phagophore assembly site
Cellular component (GO): phagophore assembly site membrane; extrinsic component of membrane; cytosol
Molecular function (GO): phosphatidylinositol-3,5-bisphosphate binding; phosphatidylinositol-3-phosphate binding; protein binding
Source: RefSeq, a predicted model, not a curated record
CAUACUGCAAUUAUUCCGACUACUCCCUUCUGCUCAGCGCGGAUGGCUACCUUCCUUGGUUGCUAGGAUGAACACUCGACAAGUCAUUGACGAAUCAGUAGGGCCAUACUCCCUGUCGGCCUCUUUCAAUAAUGAGAAUACAUGCUUUGCUGUAGGGUUGGACACCGGGUUUUGUGUCUUGAAGACCGACCCAUGUGAGCUAACCGUCUCAAGAGAUUUCAACGCCGGCAUUGGUCUGGUGACCAUGCUCGGUCAGUCGAGAUACCUCGCGAUUAUCGGUGGAGGAAAGCAACCCAAGUUUCCUCAGAAUAAGCUGGUGAUUUGGGACGAUGCGAAGCAAAAGGCCGCCAUUACACUCGAAUUCCGCACCUCGGUCCUGGGUGUCCGCUUAUCAAAAUCGCGGAUCGUCGUCGCGCUCUUGAACAGUGUCCACGUCUUUGCUUUCUCAAUCCCUCCGCGGAAACUUUCCGUAUUCGAAACAACGGAGAAUGCUUUAGGUCUGGUUUGUUUGGGAGAGAAGCUGCUCGCCUUUCCAGGUCGGUCUCCCGGACAGGUUCAGCUAGUUGAACUUGAGACCGGCAAUGUUAGCAUAAUCCCAGCACAUGCAAACCCCCUGCGCGCGAUGACUCUAAGCUCAGAUGGCGAGCUUUUGGCCACGGCCAGUACAUCGGGUACUAUGAUUCGGGUCUAUUCUACCAGUAACUGUACGAGGAUAGCCGAGGUUCGCCGGGGAAUCGAUGAAGCAGUGGUAUUUUCAAUUGCUAUAUCACCUUCGAAUGCUCUGCUGGCUGUGACAUCCGACAAAUCGACCUUACAUAUCUUCCACCUGCCCAAGGACGAAGGCCCAAAUCCAAAAUGGGGAUUUCUUUCCAAGGUUCCUGGGCUCCCCAGGCUAUUCUCCGACAUAUACUCAUCAGCCACUGCACAUUUCGAGAUAUGCCAUGACGCGCCAACUGGAUCGGCCUAUGUGCCGCCUUUGGGUAAUUCGCUCGGACCAACCUCCAAGGGUGUCAUUGGCUGGCGCGAUGAUAGGACCAUCAUCGUUGUCGGCUCUGGUAGGGACGGGCGAUGGGAAAAAUUCGUUCUUCAUGAAGGCGACGACGGAAAGCUUUAUUGCACCAGGACUGGUUGGAAAAGGUACCUGGGAGGGGGCUAAGGGACGCGUACCCGUUCGGUUCACGAAAGGACCUUCUUGACACGUUCGUGGAUUGCUUUUCUGCGGUUUGGCCAAACAAGUCACCAUUCCCGUUGCAGGCAACGAUUAUACCGCAGAAAUCUCUCCAGGGCCAAGUUCAAGAUGCGUUCUCAGACUUGGAUCCUAUAACGGACUUCCCGAAUGGUAGUCUCAUUGACUGACAGAAAGUGGCUUUUGACGAGCGCAGUGCCCUUGAUAAAUGCUUGGUGGCGUGUUUGUUGUCUUGGAAUGAUCUGAAUAGAGACGUGUCCUUUCUUAAUUAGUAUAAUUCAUAAUUAGACGGC